Molecule: messenger RNA, 1130 nt
Organism: Malania oleifera
Lineage: Eukaryota; Viridiplantae; Streptophyta; Magnoliopsida; Santalales; Ximeniaceae
Product: tropinone reductase homolog At5g06060-like
Exons: 5
Coding region: 80-1042 (320 amino acids)
Molecular function (GO): oxidoreductase activity
Source: RefSeq, a predicted model, not a curated record
GGUGAGAUCAGGUUCCACUUCCCCACGCAAUUACUAAACUAUUUAUUGUGGUCCCAUACUGGCAGUGCGCGAACCUGUCAUGGUUCAGACACUGUCCGCGUUUCUCACGAAUAGCAUUUUUUUGUCCUUAUCCCUGCAUUUGUCAUGCAAUUUUCAAUUUAUGUAUCACCGGACACUUGCCUACAUAGACUCAGAGAGCGAGAGAGAGAGAGAGAGAGAAAUGGCGGAUGCAGAUGCAAAUAGAAGCAGUGGGGGAGAGAAACAGAAUAGAUGGUCUCUUGAGGGAAUGACUGCUCUAGUCACCGGCGGAAGCAAAGGAAUCGGGCAGGCAGUGGUGGAGGAGCUGGCGGGGCUGGGGGCGGCGGUGCACACCUGCUGCCGCAACGAAGCAGAGCUGAACGCAUGCCUCCACCAAUGGAAGCAGAAGGGCUUCGCGGUCACCGGCUCCGUCUGCGAUGUCUCGUCUCCGGCCCAACGCCACAAGCUCAUGGAGACCGCCUCUUCCUUGUUCCGCGGCAACCUCAACAUUCUAAUAAACAACGUGGGAAAGUACCUUAAAAAGCCAACCGAGGAGUUUACAGCAGAAGACAUUUCAACUAUAAUGUCUACCAACUUUGAGUCUGCCUAUCAUCUCUCCCAACUCGCCCAUCCUCUGUUGAAGGCAUCCGGUGCAGGGUGCAUUGUCUUUGUGUCUUCUAUUGCUGGUCUUGUUGCUGUAGAUUUUGGUUCCAUUUACGGAGCAAGCAAAGGAGCAAUGAACCAACUAGCAAGGAAUUUGGCAUGCGAGUGGGCGAAGGACAAUAUCAGGAGCAACACAGUCACGCCUGGGCUCAUCGAAACUCCCCUUGUUGAGCCUGUGUUCGCUGAACCAAAAAUUUUGAAUGGAAUUAUUGCUCGAAAGCCUCUCAGACGUCCUGGACAACCAAAUGAGGUUUCAUCAUUGGUGGCAUUUCUGUGUCUCCCUGCCUCCUCUUAUAUAACUGGACAAACUAUUUCUGUUGAUGGAGGAUUGAGUGUGAAUGGCUUCUUUCCAGAAAUGUAAUUCCAGUGAAACAAAACAAUUUCCUUCUUACAAUAAUGUUUGUUUUACGAGAUGCACUCAAAUUAAUGUUCAUUCUUAUUUUUCUUUA